AUGGGCAGACAGAAGGUGUAUUUGGACAAACUGUCCCGCUUCUUCCAGAUCCGCAACCUGUUGCUUCGGCAGGCGCUGGCAGAGUGUCUUGGCACCCUCAUCCUUGUGAUGUUUGGCUGUGGUGCUGUGGCCCAGCUGGUGUUGAGCGGCGGUUCCCAUGGCAUGUUCCUCACCGUCAACUUUGCCUUCGGCUUUGCUGCCACCUUAGGCAUCCUGGUCUGUGGACAAGUAUCAGGCGGCCAUCUGAACCCUGCAGUGACUUUUGCCCUGUGUCUACUUGGAAGAGAACCCUGGAAGAAAUUCCCCAUGUAUUUCCUCUUUCAGACAAUCGGCGCUUUCUUUGGUUCCGCCAUCAUUUUCGCCAUGUACUACGAUGCUCUGUGGGACCAUCCCGGAAAUUUCCAUGUGAGUGGUCCUAAUGCCACAGCUGGCAUCUUUGCCACGUACCCUGGAAAACAUCUCACCAUUGUCAAUGGCUUCUUUGAUCAGAUAAUUGGCACGGCAGCACUGAUCGUUUGUAUUCUGGCUAUCGUGGACCCACACAACAAUUCCAUCCCCCAGGGGCUGGAGGCCUUCACUGUGGGAUUUGUGGUCCUGGUUAUUGGACUGUCUAUGGGCUUUAACUCUGGAUAUGCUGUCAACCCUGCCAGAGACCUCGGACCACGUAUCUUCACUGCGAUGGCUGGGUGGGGCACUGAGGUCUUCACGGCGAGAAACGGCUGGUUCCUUGUGCCCAUUUUCGCCCCGUUCCUCGGCACCGUCAUCGGCGUGAUGAUCUACCAGCUGAUGGUUGGCUACCACGUGGAAGGAGAGGCACGUGACAAAAGAAGCGCUGAGCAGACAGAAAACGUCAGACUCACCAACGUCGACACCAACAACGCCAAAGAAGUGAACUGCUGA
This is a messenger RNA of Limanda limanda (common dab), 900 nucleotides long. RefSeq names its product aquaporin 3a (gene aqp3a). The transcript has 6 exons. The coding region runs from base 1 to 900 and encodes 299 amino acids. The record is from RefSeq and is a predicted model, not a curated record. Gene Ontology annotation, biological process: water transport; glycerol transmembrane transport. Gene Ontology annotation, molecular function: water channel activity; glycerol channel activity; urea transmembrane transporter activity. Gene Ontology annotation, cellular component: basolateral plasma membrane; plasma membrane. NCBI's taxonomy places the organism in Eukaryota, Metazoa, Chordata, Actinopteri, Pleuronectiformes, Pleuronectidae.